Penicillium canescens is the source of this 273-nucleotide messenger RNA. RefSeq lists its product as uncharacterized. The transcript has a single exon. Bases 1 to 273 code for a protein of 90 amino acids. NCBI's taxonomy places the organism in Eukaryota, Fungi, Ascomycota, Eurotiomycetes, Eurotiales, Aspergillaceae. The record is from RefSeq and is a predicted model, not a curated record.
AUGGCUAGAUCAUUCCAGGAGUCCCUACAGAAGAACGCCUGGAAAGCCUCCGGAUCCAAAUCACCGUUGACAAAUUUGCUCCAAAAAUUGUACGGAAAUACACUUGAUAACAUGCAACUUUUCUGCACUGGAUCCGUGGCUUUCGGCAACGUCACCACUGAGUACCUGCGAGUUACCAUAGAUUUGUGUGCUGCUGGGGCCAUGAUGGGCGCGAUUGCAGUUCUCGAAUAUUCCGGUUUGAUUUCGACCAUUCUCAAGUCUCUGUGUCUAUAA